Caenorhabditis elegans is the source of this 1005-nucleotide messenger RNA. It is a transcript of the gene srj-27, whose product is annotated as Serpentine Receptor, class J. Bases 1 to 1005 code for a protein of 334 amino acids. The record is from RefSeq and is marked reviewed. Lineage: Eukaryota; Metazoa; Nematoda; Chromadorea; Rhabditida; Rhabditidae. The transcript has 6 exons.
AUGUAUAUCAACUGGGCUCAUCACUACAUUCCAAAAGUCGGCGGAGCAUGUUCAUUUUUCAUAAAUGUUCUGUUCAUUUAUAUAGUUCAAGAUGACAAGAAAGUUCAAAUUGGAAAUUAUAAAAUUUUGUUGCUUUCCUUUGCGAUUUACAAUUUAGCAAGUACGGCAAUAGAUUUGAUAGUACCAUUGUGCAUUUUUGACUAUAAACGAGCAUUUUCAUACUUUGUAGUAACUGGACUUUUUGAAAAAAAAUCUGCACUCGGAGCAAUUGCGAUUUGCAUCCGUUGUAGCUUCAUUCCAGCAGCCUAUGGAAUUCUGCAUUCACAUUUUAUAUAUCGAUAUAUGGUUCUCUUCAAUCGGCAAGUUCUCACAAAAUAUUUUCUUCCAUAUGGCUUGAUUAUGUCUGUUGCAUAUUGCGCUGUACUGAUGGCGAUAUGGUUUUAUGCUGCCUAUGUAUUCGUACUGGCACAAAAAGAAAGUCGUCUUUAUUUGGAAACAAUUUUUAGGGAAAAAUUUGAUCAGGAUAUCAAUGACUUGAACAUUGUGAUUGCUUUAUAUGGAGAUGCAAGUAUAGAAAUAAUACGAAAUUCGUGGACUGGAAUAUUGAUCGGAACCUUUAUUUCAUUGUAUUCAGUUGUAGUUUAUGUUGUACUCGGAACUCAAAUUGUCCAUAAACUCCAAAGUACAGAUUUAGUAAUGAGUGAUAAGACGAAGUAUCUCCAGAAACAAUUAAUGAAUGCACUAAUGGUACAAGCUACAAUUCCAAUGAUCGUCUGCUUUACACCAUGUUUCUUGGCUUGGUACCUUCCAGUCUUUAACCUAGAUAUUGGUAAUUGGAUAUAUUGGACAUCUACUGUUGCCAUUUCAUUUUUUCCCGUUCUUGAUCCACUGUCGCUUUUUUAUUUUCUUCCUGUGUUUGGAGCGAGAGUUCGGGAAAUUAUUGGAAUUAAAAGAAAUACAACGAGAAUAUCUUCGGGCCUUAAAAUAGCCACACUCAAUAGCUGA